Messenger RNA from Rhododendron vialii, 2238 nucleotides. RefSeq lists its product as uncharacterized. Gene Ontology annotation, molecular function: nucleic acid binding; zinc ion binding. The record is from RefSeq and is a predicted model, not a curated record. The transcript has a single exon. Bases 1 to 2238 code for a protein of 745 amino acids. NCBI's taxonomy places the organism in Eukaryota, Viridiplantae, Streptophyta, Magnoliopsida, Ericales, Ericaceae.
AUGGCGGAGGAUCAACAAGCACAGUUGACCGAGAUCCGACAGGAUACCCACACUCAGUUCACUGAGAUCCGUGAGAUGCUGCAGGAGAUGACUCUACAAAUCCGCCAAAGGCCAGGGAGGGUUGAUGAGGAUCGCGCGUUGGGAUUUGCCCAUCGCCAACCUCGCAACCAGGAUCGGAAUCGUGCCGGAGGAUUUGCUCGAGGCGCAACCGGUCGUCGUCAGAUGGUAAUACAUGAUGCUGAGAGUGAAGAAUUCGAACCUGAGGAUAAUGAAGAACAAGAAGACCGUCCCGUCGGGCGACAACAACACCGGUUCGAUGAUUAUCGCAUGAAGGUGGACCUUCCCACGUUCAAUGGUAAUUUACAGAUGGAGGAGUUUCUUGACUGGGUUUCAGAGGUUGAGAGGUUCCUUAAUAUGAUGGAGGUUCCCGAGUCGAAGCAAGUAAAGAUGGUCGCUUAUAAACUAAAGAGCGGCGCUGCAGUUUGGUGGGACCAAUUGCAGGCGAGACGACGGAGGCAAGGAAAAGAGUCUGUGACAACAUGGCGCAGAAUGAAACAGCUUAUGAUGGAGAGGUUUUUGCCGUCUGACUAUGACCAACAUCUGUUCCGAUCAUACCAGAACUGUUCGCAAGGAUCUAGGUCUGUUUUUGAUUACACGACUGAAUUCAAUCGACUCUCAGAACGUAAUAAUCUGAGUGAGACUGAAGGUCAGCGCGUAGCGAGGUACAUGAACGGGUUGAAGCCCACAAUUCAGGAAAGGAUAGGAUUGCAGCCUGUUUGGAAAGUUGACGACGCCCUUAACUUAGCGAUUAAGGCCGAACAGCUGGAGCGUAAACCAGCCAAUUCAGGGUACCGUCGAGAGUCGUUUGUUCCUGCUGCUGAUAAGGGAAAAGAGAAACAGCCAACAGUGCCUGCUUUUCAACCUAAGGUUACAGUUGGUGGUGGUUCUAAAUUUGGAGGAGCUAAUCAAGCAGGUAGCUCCAAUAACAGAAACGUAACUAAAGCCCCUAAUCCAUAUGCCAAGCCAUUUGGGGAUAAGUGUUUUCGGUGUAGCAAGCCUGGACACCGCUCCAAUGAGUGUCCAGAUCGGAAGGUGGGCCUGGUAGAAGAGGGUGGCGAAGAAGAUGGGCCUGAAGAGGAUUGGCCAGAAGAAAAUUCUUAUGAUGUAGAUUAUGCAGAGGAGGACGGGGAACGAGUGAAUUGUGUGGUGCAACGGGUGUUAUUCGCGCCGAGAGCAGAAGGUUCCAAUCAGCGUCAUAACAUCUUUCGAUCAAGCUGCUCCAUCAAUCAGAAAGUAUGUGACUUGAUCGUGGACAGUGGGAGUUGUGAGAGUUUUGUGGCAAAAAGACUGGUGGACCAUCUGAAGUUACCAACCGAACCUCAUCCCUCUCCAUAUAGCAUCGGUUGGAUAAAGAAAGGCCCUACGGUGAAGGUAACUGAAAUCUGUAAACUUCCUCUUUCAAUUGGGAAAAUUUAUAGAUCUGAAGUUAUCUGUGAUGUAAUUGAGAUGGAUGCUAGCCAUGUACUGUUAGGUAGCCAUGUACUGUUAGGUAGACCUUGGCAGUUUGAUGUUGAUAUUGUUUAUAAGGGUCGUGAUAAUACUUAUAGUUUUAAUUGGGAGUCACGUAAGGUUGUUAUGGCUCCUUCCAUUCAUAAAGAGCCUAUCAAACCCCCUAAAAUAGAGGGGUCUUCGUUUCUAACAAUUGCUACUUCCGAAGCUGAGUUUGUGACAGAUUUCAAGGAGUCGGAACAUGUUUAUGCUAUGGUGGUGAAGUCUCUGGUUGUGGAGGAAAGGGACAAAGCAAAGAUUCUGAUAGUUCCUGUACCUAAAAAGAUACAGCCAUUAUUGGAGGAAUUUGAGGAGCUUGUUACUGAAGAUGUGCCUAAUGAGCUCCCUCCAAUGAGAGAUAUUCAGCAUGCGAUUGAUUUGGUGCCUGGGGCAAGUCUGCCCAACCUACCACAUUAUCGGAUGAGUCCGAAGGAAAAUGAGAUUCUGAGGGAGAAAGUAGAGGAGUUGUUGCAGAAGGGGCACAUUCGGGAGAGUUUGAGUCCAUGUGGUGUUCCAGCCUUGUUGACGCCAAAGAAAGAUGGGAGUUGGCGUAUGUGCGUGGACAGUCGGGCCAUCAACAAAAUAACCAUCAAGUAUAGAUUUCCAAUUCCUCGCCUGGAUGAUAUGCUUGAUAUGUUGGAUGGGUCGAAGUGGUUUUCGAAGAUUGAUUUGCGGAGCGGGUACCAUUAG